This is a messenger RNA of Clonostachys byssicola, 2148 nucleotides long. The record is from the annotation of a GenBank genome assembly. Lineage: Eukaryota; Fungi; Ascomycota; Sordariomycetes; Hypocreales; Bionectriaceae.
AUGUCAACACCCCACCGCCACAACGGCGGGCGCUCAGCAUCAACACCGCCAGAAUCCAGCCACAGCCUGAACCGAAGCCCAUUGUGGGAACGCAAUGACCGGAAUGGACGCAACAGCCGACGUGAAAGAAAUCGUCGUCGACGCCCUGCCGGAUAUGAUUUUGCAGAAGACGAGGAAGGGUCUUUAAUCCAAUUUGAUAGGCUUUUUUACGAUCUGUGGUUUGUUGCCAACCUCACCGUCUUUGCGACCGUUCAUCCAAUCACCGAAGUGGAUGCACUUGUGUCAUUUGUCGGUUACUUCUUGUUGCUAUGGAAUACUUGGUUCAUCACGACCACCUUUGAUGCUCGAUUCAUCCAUGAUGGGAUACUUCCGCGUCUUGCCCGGGCAUGCCACCUUACCGUCAUGAUCGGGUUCGCUAUUGCCGGAGCUGCUUUUGAUCGGAAAGAACUUAUUAGGUCUAUCAUCAAGGCGCUGUCUCUCUUUCUGGUGCUCUCGAGAUUGGUGCUCACCGCACAGUACUGCCUUGUAUUGUAUGGGGUUCGCCAUAACAAGAGAGGUCGCAGGGCUCUUGUUAUCGCAGCUACUCUUACUUUUGUGCCUGCAAUUGCCUACCUGAUAGUAGGCAUCAUUUCAGACACGAGCAAUAAUCGGCACGUCAUCAUCGUUUGGUAUGUCGUGGGCCUACUCGAGCUACUGGGUGGAAUUCUUCACGCUACGCUCUCCAAGACUCUCAGUUUUGAAGGCACUCAUUUCAAUGAGCGCUUGAACCUCUUGACAUUAAUUGUACUUGGAGAAGCAAAAAACGCGGCCAAGAUUGUAGAAUAUACUUAUCUCAAGGGUAUUUCUACCUACUGGUGUAAGUUUAGCGAGCUCCUUUAUCUCAAUAAUGGCAAUUCUGACUUCAUCCCAGCCCCCGCUCUGGUUGGUACGCUCUUUUCCGCUGGGGCAAUCAUUUACAUUACAUACCAGCUCUACUUCGACUGGAUGCCGCACGAGCAUCACCAUCCGCAUAUGACGCCCUGGAGACACGCCGCCUGGACGCUGAUUCACCUUCCUUUUCACGCAGUUCUCGUGCUGUUAUCCGAAGGCAGCAGUCAAUGGGCUGUAUGGUGGCGAGCUAUUGAGUCCUAUGGCGAAGUAGAGGCAAAACUUGAGGCUAGUGUGAACGACAACAUUGCCAACGGUGGUUCCACUCGCUCGUCCAAGGUAGCCGAAGCACUCAAGGACACAGCGUAUUCGAUCAUGAAGAAGUAUGGAUCAGACCCCGAGGAUGGAAGCAAUAAUUCCCAAGACCUCGACGCCGCCUUUGACGACAUCAAAGGGUUACCAAGCAGUUUCUGGGAUCGGGGGAUGAAGAACAGCAGCGACCCUAAUUACCGAACCUGGGUUGAUAGUUACCUUGGUGUGUCAAGAACCACCAUGAACUCUGUUAGCAAGGCAUUUGGCCUCUCAUCUGAAGACAAGAAAGACUCUAGCACCACGGACUGGAAGAGUGCAGAACUUGCUGCUGUCAACUCUACAUCAGUCCGGCUUCAUACUAUUUUUGCAUACUUAUUCGUCAGCGCUGGGAUUGUUCUCAUGCUAUUGAUGAUCCUGCAUAUUCUGGCCAAGAGACGCGGUUGGUCGCAGUUCGACUUACUCCGUGCAGCCAUUGUUUUUACUACCGGAACUGGCCUCAGCCUUGUAGCCACCAUCAAGCUGAACCCAUCCAUGCUAUCCAGCUUUAUCAACUCACCUUUGCAGUUGCCUAUCAUCUUGAUAUGCUAUUUUGGCUGCUUGGUCUUGACACAUAUACCGAUAUCAUCGCCACCGGCCAAUGAGUCUUCGGACCAGAGCGAAAAGGGGGUGAGGAAUGUGAAGAGGGGACACAGUCGGACUCAAGACCCCGAAUCGGCAGUUUCUGGGGGAAGACAACGCCACAGUAUUUCGCGAGAGGAACCUACUAGUGGCUAUAGUCGACAGAGGGGAAACGACAACGGAGCUUCUGACACUGAUCGGUCUGCGCAAAGAAAGGGCCGAUCCGAGCCAGAUAUGACCGAAAGAAUUAUCGACCAUGUUUGGCGCGCAGUUUAUGAAAUCUUUGUGCCCCGAGCCGAACGUCAGUACGAUCGUAGAGGUAGAUCAAGGGCACCCGCAUAUUGGGUGUAA